Messenger RNA from Chelmon rostratus (copperband butterflyfish), 2421 nucleotides. It is a transcript of the gene ivd, whose product is annotated as isovaleryl-CoA dehydrogenase. The record is from RefSeq and is a predicted model, not a curated record. Gene Ontology annotation, biological process: L-leucine catabolic process. Gene Ontology annotation, molecular function: 3-methylbutanoyl-CoA dehydrogenase activity; flavin adenine dinucleotide binding. Gene Ontology annotation, cellular component: mitochondrion. Lineage: Eukaryota; Metazoa; Chordata; Actinopteri; Chaetodontiformes; Chaetodontidae. Bases 117 to 1370 code for a protein of 417 amino acids. The transcript is spliced from 12 exons.
CUUUCACUGUGCUAACGAGCUGCUAGCCCUGGGACAACCUGUGUGUCGAGCGUGGCAGCCUUAGGUGCACAGUGUUUCUCUCCUUUUACGUGUCGGUCUGUCAGCUAAGUUGCACCAUGUUUGCCGUAAGAAACGCUCUGCGCCUCAGCACCAGGUUAUCCAUCCCCACGGUGGCGAAGAGAGGAUGCGCCGGGGCUGCCAUUCCUGUGGACGAUGUGGUGAACGGACUCACCGACGAGCAGAUACAGCUCAGGCAGACAGUCCGGAAAUUCUUUGCAGAAAAGCUUGCACCAUAUGCUGACGAGAUCGACAAGAAGAAUGAAUUUUCAGGCAUGCGGGAUUUUUGGAAAGAAAUGGGGGAGAUGGGACUUCUUGGGAUCACUGCUCCAGUGGAAUAUGGCGGCACAGGAUUGGGCUACCUUGAUCAUGUUAUUGUGAUGGAGGAAAUGUCAAGAGUGUCAGCAGCCAUCGCUCUCAGUUACGGCGCCCACUCUAACCUCUGUGUCAACCAGAUGGUACGCCAUGCCAAUGAGAAACAGAAGGAGAAGUACAUGCCAAAGUUAAUGACAGGAGAACAUGUAGGAGCCCUGGCUAUGAGUGAGCCCAAUUCUGGCUCUGAUGUCGUAUCCAUGAAACUCAGAGCAAAGAAGCAAGGUGACUACUAUAUUUUGAAUGGCAACAAGUUCUGGAUCACAAAUGGACCAGAUGCAGAUGUCCUCAUUGUUUAUGCAAAGACAGAUCCUGAGGCCUAUCAAAGAGGCAUCACAGCUUUCAUUGUUGAAAAGGGAAUGCCAGGUUUCUCUACAGCACAGAAGCUCGACAAGCUUGGCAUGAGAGGAUCCAACACCUGUGAGCUGAUCUUUGAAGACUGCAAAAUCCCAGAGAAGAAUAUCCUGGGUCCGUUAAACAAAGGUGUUUAUGUGAUGAUGAGUGGCUUAGAUCUGGAGAGGCUGGUGCUGGCAUCAGGACCUAUUGGCAUCAUGCAGUCAGUUCUGGACUUUGCUAUCCCCUACCUACACGUCAGAGAAGCUUUCGGACAAAAGAUCGGACAAUUUCAGCUGAUGCAAGGCAAGAUGGCCGACAUGUACACCAGGCUGAGCUCCUGUCGCCAGUAUGUGUAUAAUGUUGCCCGGGCUUGUGACAAAGGCCACUUCAGCGCCAUGGACUGUGCUGGAGUGAUCCUGUAUUGUGCUGAGAAUGCCACUCAGGUUGCGUUGGAUGGCAUUCAGUGUUUGGGUGGAAAUGGCUACAUCAACGACUACCCCAUGGGGCGAUUCUUACGUGAUGCGAAGCUGUAUGAAAUCGGCGCAGGCACAAGUGAAAUCCGCCGGCUCAUUAUUGGACGAGCCUUCAACUCCAUGUUCAAAUAAUCAGAACUGAGAAAUGGGAAUCGCUCAAGACUGUACGAGUGGUUUGCUGUGGACGAACAGUUACUCACCCCAGAGCCUUAGACUGUAUGAGCAGCUGGUGUUGCUAGGAUGUCAUUGGAUUAUCACUUGUGUCAGAAUCAGUCACAUUUCAACACGCAUAUGUAACAUAUAUGAAAUCCUUCACAGUGGCUGGUGAUCUUACAAGCUGACACUUGAAACUGAUGAAAUGUUGAUUAUAAGGUUAAGUGUCCUUGAUAUCAUUUUGUUAUAUAAUAUUAGCUUGAGUUACAGUGACUUGAUAACCACUGAAAUGCCAAUAAAGCAAUAAAAUGAAAGUGUUGAACCUUAUAAAUGGGCAGUAUCACAGAUUUUCCUAUCAAGUGAUAAAAUGAAAUUCACCUCUGAAAAUGUUUAAUGCAGUUGUGUAGUUGUUUUUUUUUUAUUUCAUCACUGUAUUAUAAUUUACGUAGGCCCCUUUGAUGUGAUGAAUCAAAUGAGAAAUAUGAUGAACUGAUUUUUGUGCUGUCAACACUCAAACCAGAGCUCCAAGAGUUUGGUAUCAAUACUGUGAUGACUGGUGGUUAGUUUCUCUUUCAACAAACCAUUUUGGCCUUUCAGGGCUUUUGAGAAUGAAUUCUAAAUACUGAACCAUUACUUUACAAGAUAAGAUGUAUUUAAACCUGAUGACUGGGCAGAUAAGGGUCCCAGUGCUCUGGGACACUUUGCUUGGAUAAAACCUGAGCAGUGAAUAUCACUACUGUUGAUCUUGGAGGUUUUUUUUGGAUAUAGCUUCCCACUCAUGAUCUCAAUGCAAACUGAUUAUUGUCUCUGAUCAAUAAGGAAAAACAGGUCAUGUCUGAGUAAUCUGUUGUAGAGAAUUAGCAUUAGGAAACAGUUUGUUCAUUUUCAAGAGCAAAUAUAUUCCUCUAUUGUGUUCUGUCCAUAGUCCGACUGGGCAGCCCUCCUAGAAAUUUGUCUUUUCUCCAGACUGUUACUGUCAGAAUGUAGAUGUACAGUGUGAAAAUGUGUGAAAUAAAGUAGUUCUGCUUGA